This is a messenger RNA of Arvicola amphibius (Eurasian water vole), 843 nucleotides long. RefSeq names its product doublesex- and mab-3-related transcription factor C1-like. The transcript has 7 exons. NCBI's taxonomy places the organism in Eukaryota, Metazoa, Chordata, Mammalia, Rodentia, Cricetidae. Bases 1 to 843 code for a protein of 280 amino acids. The record is from RefSeq and is a predicted model, not a curated record.
AUGGGGGAUCCAGGUGCUACUCUGACCUCCACUCCUGACCCUAAAGCCAUGCAACACAAACUCAACCUGCUGUACCCUGCUCCUUUUCUGACUCCACAUGCUGCAAAUGUCACAGGGCACCGCCUUCUUGUGAGUGUCAUGUCUGGCAAGCCCAAAGUGAUCUCCUGCCCCUCCUGCAUCAGGCUCCACAGUGAGCAUUCACUAGAAGAAGAAAGGAACCCCAGAGUUGGGAAAGAUGCAAAGUUUGUCAAAGCCUCCAAAUGGGGCCGGAAUAUUUGGAAGGAUGGUGUCAGCGAGGCUUAUGUAAGCUGUGCCUGGUGUUUUGCAGAUGGGCAGGAGAGUGCUGUGCACAGGAGUGAGGCCAUGUCCCACAAAGUUCCACAGGAGGGAAGUUCUCAGGGAACACAUAUGCCUAGCCAGCAGCGAGAAUGGGCAAUUCUGCCCAAUGUUCCAGUGACCUUGGAGCAGCAACCAAUGAUUUCUUUUUCCUGGGCACCUCGUGAUCCAUCUUUCAGGCCCAAAAGAUUUUCAAGUGUGAUCCUGCAACCCAGUGCUCCCCCUGGCCCUCUUCUUCUGCAGCCACAGGUCCCUAAUGCCACCAAGCAGGAUUCUGUUGUUGCUGUCUUAGAGUGGCAGAGGAAGCUGGAGGCUGCCAAGGCCCUGUUGGCCCUGAAGAACUCUUCUCAGGAUCCUCGUGAUUCUGCCUCUCUGCAACGUCAUGGCAGCAUGCCAGGUGAUGAUGGAGAGAGAGGAAUUCAGCCUCCUAGUUCCCACCUGCCACCAAAGCCUGCCAGCUCUGUCUCACUUUCUGGACAUCUGGAGUGCAUGUCCUACUUGACCUGA